Debaryomyces fabryi is the source of this 891-nucleotide messenger RNA. RefSeq lists its product as uncharacterized. Gene Ontology annotation, cellular component: endoplasmic reticulum; lipid droplet. Gene Ontology annotation, biological process: triglyceride catabolic process; phosphatidic acid biosynthetic process. The transcript has a single exon. Bases 1 to 891 code for a protein of 296 amino acids. NCBI's taxonomy places the organism in Eukaryota, Fungi, Ascomycota, Pichiomycetes, Serinales, Debaryomycetaceae. The record is from RefSeq and is a predicted model, not a curated record. Gene Ontology annotation, molecular function: triacylglycerol lipase activity; acylglycerone-phosphate reductase (NADP+) activity.
AUGACUCAACAAAAAUAUGCGCUAAUCAGUGGUGCUUCAUCUGGUAUUGGGUACCAAUUAGCGAUUGCACUUUCUAAAAAGGGUUACAAGGUUUUUGGAUGUGCUCCCGAAUCUGUUUUAUUUGAAAUGAAACCAUUGACCGAAGAAUAUGGGGUUGUAGCCUUCGGUUGUGAUAUCACUAAGAUUGAAGACAUCAAGAAAGCUGCAAAAUUGGUGGGAGAGCAAACUGGGGGAAGACUUGAUAUAUUAUACAACAAUGCCGGAAUUUCUUUUGGUGGGCCAUCUGUGGAGAUGCCAGAUGAUGAGUUAGUGAAAAUAUUCAAUGUCAACACUCUUGGUCAUAUAUCUAUGACGAAAUACAUGAUUGACUACGUUAUUGCCGCAAAGGGAACCAUCGUUUUCACCAGCUCUGUAGCUGCAAGAGUUCCACUUUCAUGGGCCGGUCCUUACUGUGCUACAAAAGCCGCCAUUGACAUGUACGCUAUGGUAUUGCACGGCGAAAUGAAACCAUUUGGUGUCCGUGUGCAUAGUGUUAUUACUGGUGGGGUUGACACCAGUCUUCUCGACACAAUCGACUUGAACAGAAACGCAUCCGGCUCACGUUUUGACGUGGAUGGUUUAUAUGACAGUAUGUGGUCUCUGAGGAACAUGUCCAGAAACAGGUAUACUACCCUUUCGCCUGAAAAAUAUGCCAAUAGAAUAGUUAGAAAGAUUUCUAGGACGUGGGAUAUCGGGUUUAACAUUUACGAAGGUGCUUUUGCCUACUCAUUACAUUUAGCUAGCAGAUAUGUACCAUUUUUUUUAGUCGAAUGGGGUACUGCCUUCCAUUUCAGUCAAUUGAAAGUCUUCAGAAAUAUUAGAAGAAAAUUACUGUCUAAAAAAGAUAAAUAG